CACACACACUUUUAUAAUACAUAAAAAGUUAAAAGAUGAAUCACUUUACAGUUUUCUUCAUUUGAUUUAAAUAACGUUUUUAAACGUUUAAAAGUAUAUGUAAACGUAACAAAACAACAUAUUUCAUUCAAGGCACAUUUGAAGUCCUCAAAAGCAAAUACAAGACAAAUAUUUGAAUAAAGAAUAAGAUUCUGCAGGGUUUCUCUGUUUUUCUGACCGGUAUCAGAUGUCUUUGAUAUCGAAACAUCAUCAUUUCAUUGACAAGAAAACUGAAAAAGUUCAAAUGACGCUGAUCUGAAUCAAAAUCUCAUUAUAAUCGGUUUAAAAAUCCGCUGUGUAAAAUCUCUGAGCUUAUAUAGAAAAUGGAGACUUUCAUGCGCGUGAAGUUAAAAGAAUAGCUGCUGCGUAACGUAGACGAUCAUUCUUGCGCAUCCGACACCGGCAUCGUUUUGCUCCGUUAAUAAUGUCCUCUUACACACCGACAACAUGAACAGAUCGUUAACGUUACACGUACAGUCGCCUACACUCGGUUUAUGUAUUAGAACGCGCGUGUAUGUAUGUGUGUGUGCGCGCGGCGCGGAGACCUGACGCGUCACAGCUCGCUCUGCACCAGCCGAGGCUCCGGUGCUGAAGAGUCUCUGCAGUCGCAGCCGAAGGACUACGGCAGCCAGGUUGAAUGUUGGCCGGGUUAAGGAGCGUGGCAGGAUGGCGUCCACGGGCACGCAGAUCUUUGCCUUCGUGCUUUCGCUGCUGGGCAUCUUAGGUGCCACGGUGGCCACGCUAUUGCCCAACUGGAAGGUGAGCGCAGACGUUGGCUCCAACAUCAUCACUGCCAUCUCGCAGAUGCAGGGGUUGUGGAUGGAUUGCACCUGGUACAGCACGGGUAUGUUCAGCUGUACUUUAAAAUACUCUGUGUUGGCGCUGCCCGCGUACUUGCAAACGGCACGCACCACCAUGGUGCUUUCCUGCGUCCUGGCGGCGUUAGGAUUAUGUUUAGCCUCUUUGGGAUUGAAGUGCACUCGCUGGGGAGGUGGACGGCGCGCUAAACGCCACGCCGCCGUGGCCGCCGGUGCCUGCUUUCUGACCUCUGGCUUUCUCUGCCUAGUUCCUGCCUCCUGGUACACCAACGAGGUUAUUGUCAGCUUCCUAGACGUCAACGUGCCGGAGAGCAACAAGUUCGAGCCGGGCGGUGCCGUCUAUGUAGCCUUUGUCUCGUCCGGUUUCCUUUUCGUAGGUGGGUCCAUUUUCUGUCUGUCCUGUUCGGGUAAGCGGCACGGCCCGCACGAUUUGAUACUGAUGCCUCCGGAUAAACUCCUCUUGCAGCAGCAACAGCAACUGCUGCAACAACAGCAGCAACAGGAGCAGCUUCAACACCAGUACUGCUCUCUCUCGCCUCUGGACAACAAGACCGGCUACAGCGUACAGGACUACGUAUAAGGGGGGAAACGUUUGAGGAGCCGGACACGUGCGACGUGCCCCUCAACUCCCAUGGCUCUCGUGAUUAUUAUGAGAGGGACCACAGCUCCCUCUUUCUGUCCACACAUCUUUUUUUAAGAUCAGCAAGCACAAAAACUGGAGGUAUUCCCCCCCUAAGCGACAUCUUGGAGCAGAUGACUGCUAAAGCUCUGAGACAGACUGAUAAAGAACGAGAUGAAGACGACGAAUAAAAGCACAUAUCCAGCAUCCUAGUAAAUCUAAUUAAAGUGUGUUCCCCUGGGAACGGAUUAGCACCGAGAGAAUGUUUCUGCUACGUCAAAUCCCGAACUCCCCCCCUUCCCAAAGAUUAGAACUUAGAAGCAAUCGUUUAGCUGCUAACAAUCGUUUGAUAACCUCUGUUCGAAAUAUGAUGGCAAUAUGUCUCUAAGAGGCAAUGGUAUGGAAGACCCCGUGUGUGGGAGAUUUGCUUUCCUUUGUAUUCGAGUAAUGAUUGUGUUAAUGAAAUGUUAUUUUGGUAGCCGAUAGGAUGAUUGAUAUUCUGCCUAAGCAUGCUUUCUGGAGCCUGUGCAUAAUGCAGUGGAAUGCCUGAUGUAGACUGAAUCGUAGCCAUAUAGCCUGUGCCUAAAGAUGUGUAGUAUAUAAACCGCUCAAACUGUUUAGAGAAGCACGAGGAGGGAGUGAAUAGGGGUUGCUGGGUCAGGCUUAUAUGGGAAAUCCAUAAAGGCUGAGAGGAGACUGCCCCUUCUUACGUCAAGUGAAUGGUUUGACAUUUUGCUGUGCGAUUUUCCCCCAAAACAAUAACACGCUGCGCCGCUGUGCGCUACUCAUGCAGACGCUCAUAUAUACACAAUCCUGCAUGCAUGCAUUUCAUUUCACACUGCCAUGAAAACCACAUUUAAAUACAUGCAUUGUAGGUUGUAAUCCUCUAUAGAAUCCUCUUGGUAUUGGGCUGUCCUAAAAUAAGCUGGAGUGUCAUAAAUCUAAAUCUAGAAACAAACCUUCUGUGACACAUUCACUUAGAUUGGAGGGGUGUGAGGGUCUUGACCCUAUACUGAAUCUAAUCUUCAGGACAAUGGAAUUUUGUGACCCUGUCUGUGAAAUCCAGGAUAAAGUCUCAAUGUAAUUGUGAGAUGAGAAGCAUAAAGAUUUGAUUGACAUGAUCUUACUCAGUCAAUAUUAAAGAUAUCAAGGUUAUUUUAUCUUUCACACAACGUUCUUUGCAUUAUUUAGGAUGAUUUUAUGUAAAUCACAAAAACAGGCAGGGUCAUGUUUAUUUAUGUGAUCUUAGACCACAAAAGCAGUCAUACGGUUUUUAAAACUUAGAUCAUCUGAAAGUUGGAUAAAUAAAUAAAGCUUUCCACUGAUGCAUGGUUUGUUACGAUAGGACAAUAUUGGGGCAGAGAUACAACUAUUUCAAAAUCUGAGGGUGUAAAAAAUCUAAAUAUUGAGAGAAUUGCCUUUAAAGGGAUAGUUCGGCCAAAAAUGAUAUGAAAAUUAUUUUUGAAAAUGUCCUAGAUUUUUUAGUUUAUAAAAUGCAAGGAUAUGGGGUCCACCCCUUUUAAUUCCAUAAAUGUGCAUCCAUCCUUCACAAAAGUAAUCCAAACGGCUUGUGGUGGAUAAACAAAGGCCUUCUGAUGGUAAUCUGUGCGGUUUUGUCGUAGAAAUAUUCAUAUUUAAAUGCAGAGAGAGACGGCGACCUUUGUUUAUCCCCUUGGAGCCGUGUGGAUUAUUUUGAUGAAGGAUGGAUGCACAUUUUUUGGACUUGAAGGAGGUGGACCCCAUAUCCUUAUAUUUUAAAAACUGAAAGAUUUAAGACAGAGGUGCCCAAACUAGGGCCCAUGGGUCAAAGUUGACACGCAGUGACCUUUAAUUUGACCCGUCAUGCCAUGUGAGAUAAGUAAAAAGGAUAAACGUCAUUGAUGCAGAUGUUUAUAUUUCUAACUAAACAUUUUUUAAAAUGUAAAAUUUUUUGUUUUAUUUGUACAUUAUAAAAAUGUAAUUAAAGUGAGAAUUUUUUUUAUGUACAUGCAUACUUGAAAGUGUACAGCAUUCAUCACGAAACUCAAUAAAUUUGGGUACUAUAGACUAAUAAUGAAGAGGUCGAGGCAGUGGCACACAGACAAAAGGCAAUUUUAAAAUGAUUGGCAAAAUUAUUUAUUUUUACAACCGUUACCUUUGAAAAUAAAUCUAUACAAGUUAUAUGCAUAAACAGAGUAAUGUUUGCUUAUUUAUUUUUAUAUUAGAAAAUUAUAAAUUAGGAGAAUCAGGACAACUUUAAUUUUAAUAACACAGCAACACACAGCCCUCAGUUAGGUUAGAUUUUUGGCACAUGGUAGGAAAAAGUUUGGGCACCCCUGAUCUAGGACAUUCUCUAAAAUAACUGAAAAUGUGUUGGUCUGUAAAAUGAUCGAUAUAUGCAUCUCAGACGGCUUAAGGGUCAGUAAACCAUGGGUUUUAUAUCAUUGUUUGGCUGUAUCCCUUUAAAUUUGUCCAAAUUAAAUCCUUAGCAACUGCAUCCACUCACAAAAAUAAAGUUUUGAUAUAUUUAUGGUACGAAAUUACAACAUAUCUCCAUGAAACAUGUUAAUAUCCUAAUGAUUUUUGUCAUAAAAGAAAAAAUGAUAAUUUUUAAACAUACACUGAUUUUUGUCUUUUGCUACAAAUACACCCGUGUUACAUAAGCAUGGUUUUGUGGUCCAGGGUCACAUGUGCAAAAGUCUUAAGCCACCAUGCCACCAUUAGAUUUGUUUAUGCAUUGAUAUAAUGAGCAAAUAUAAUUAUUUCCCAGUCUCUUUAUUAGAAUAAAACCAGAAAUUUGCAUGCAAUAUUAAAAAAAAAGAAUACAAUUAUAUGUGUUAAGUGUUUAGUGUAAUCUCCUAUUACACUUAAAUAAUAGCAGGAACCUGCAGGAUCUCUUAAACCUAAAUGAAAUGAAAUCCUAAUUUCUAAAUCUGAUGACUUCAGUCUCCUCAAAAAAGUUCAAGAUGUGUUUAGUGCCAAGAUAUGUUACCAGAAACCAUUUUGUCCUGAAAAUGUACAUAUUGUGUACAUGUUUCCUGUAUUUUCUAUUUGUAUGGUGGUGGCUUAAGACUGUAUUUCAGUAUUUGGCAGUAUUUAUUUUCAUGGCAGUGAGAAUCUCACCUGAUGUGACUACAAUCUGUUACUGCCCCUACUUACAGGAAACACUCCAAGAUCCUUGGCUAAUUUCCUUAAAUCUCCAAAUUUAAAUAAGCAGUUACAUGUCUGUGUCCCAUACUGUAUAUCUGCUGACAGUCUUUUAAAGGUUAAUUUUUACAGACACCAUCUCCGGCAUGCUGUCGAUUACCACAUACAAACAAGAAAUGUCUUGUCUGCUUGGUUUCUAUUCGUAUUGCUGUAAAUAAUUUCACAAACGCGUCUGUGAUAAUUGACAGCGUGCCCAGAUAUGGUGUAACUUUGCAUUGCCAUACAUGUCAAACCAUCUCCAUGUGUGCCAUCCCUCUCUCCCGAAGUACUUAUGGAUGCUGAAUGUCUCUAACAGCCAGAACAACUGCAUGUCGUGCGAAUUUGCCAAUGCAUGUACAAACAAAUCCCCAAUCAUAAGCAUGCACACAACACGAAAACAUUCCCUUUCCUGCACCCGACGUCAAGUAAGUGUGUGUUGUGUUUGGAUGUGGUCAUGCGUUUCAAUGCCGCUGAAGGAAGGAAUGCAAUUUCAGUGUUGUUCUGCUCUGGCAAAAAGCGCUUUGGCAGUGAUGGAUGGCACCGUGCAUUCUUCCUCUCAGAUUCCCACAGGCGAGCAGAUGGCUGUGCCUCACUCGCCCUCUGCAGGCAGCGGUGGGGACGCGGAGACGGCACAGUCGGGCAUCGUGCUGCCCCUCUCUUGGGCACAUAAUGAGUGCCCAUGUGCCAUUACUGAAUGCAAUAACCACUCUCCUCCGACAUUCAACAAGUAACCGUGCACUGAAAUAUUGUGAAUGUGCCAAAUCCUACUUUUCAAAUGUAUUUAAAGGUAUUAUGUUCUGUUUGCCAAUUGCAAAAGUAUUUAAAGUACUGCCAUCUGUACUAGUAGAUAACAACAUAUUAAGGUUUACAGUGCAUCGUUUCAGAAUUUGCCCCAUUAAAAUUCCUAAGCACAAUUAUGUCAGGAUCAUAAAUGGUUUGGGGCAAAAGAAUCUAGUUAAAAUCUGCGCUUUGGGAUUUCAUAUAUACAUCAAAGCGGUGUAUAAUAUCAUUUUAUGCAUCGUGUUUGUUUACCGAAAGCACUGCUCAACACCCAAGCAUGUUCACAGGAAAUCUUCUUUAUAAGAAGACAAACAUUUACACCUUUAAUUGUGUAAACUCAUUUGAAAGCAAUUUAUUUUUCUGUUAGCUUACUAUACACUUAAAUAAGGAUGAUUACAUGUAGAUGUGUCAAAGAUACGUUUUGAUAAUUAUAAAAACAAACGAAUAAUUUAUUGUUAUGAUGCAGCUUGUUUAUUAGCACGCUAUGAGCCAGACCAAAACGUUUUAUCGGUGGCCAAUGAAACGAUUCUUGAUCUGAUGAAAUAAAUGCAGGUUAUUUUUUGGUGGAUGCAUCUGCACUUCUUACUUUGCAGAGGAUACUGUACACGUUUCUGUACCGCUGUCUCGGUGUGCUUGUGCAAGUAGUUAUAUUUUUUUUAAUAAAAAUUUGUGGAGCAGCAUGUUCUUAUAAGGGCUAAGUCUUUCAUUACUUUGCAUCGUUUGGUUAUUGUGAAGAAGAGACUUUCAACCUACAAAUGCACCUAGAUUGUUUUAGAUUACAUAAAAAAUAACUUAAUGGUAUCAGCAUUUAUUAGUUUCCUACAAAACCACUAAAAAAGUGAAGGUGUACUGACAGAGAAUAGCCGUUUUUAUAGUACAUCGAUCUGUAUUCAUGAGUGAAAACCUGCAGAGAUAAGAAUUUAAAGGACAAGUAACAGAUAUAUUUUUCCUUAGGGAUUAUAAAAGGUUAAGUCUGAAUGCAAUAUGUUGGAUGUUGAAAAAAUGUAUUUGGUGUGCUGUUUUAUAAGUUAAAGGAACAUGUAUCCUAUCCAAAGUAUAUUACAGUGCAUUACAAGGUAUGGGAAUCAAACCCAGGACCUUUUGCAUAGCUAACACAAUGGGUCUUACAGCUUAGCUACAGGAACACUACAAGGUGGUCUCACAAACAUAUUUCACAAAAAAAAGAUAUCAUGUUUUGCAUAAAGACAAACAGCCAUUAAGUCUUUAAAGUUUUAUCCAAAGUGUACUACCUUAUAUGUUUACUAUAAGUUAUUUUUUCUUUUGCAAUUGAAAAUCUGGUAAAUAAAUGUUUACAUGUACAGUUACACAUUUGGCAGACGAUUUAAUGGGACUUACGGUGCAUUACAAGGUAUACAUGUGUGUGUUCCCUGGGUUUGAACCCAUUAUCUUUGCGCUGCUAAUGC
Messenger RNA from Paramisgurnus dabryanus, 6845 nucleotides. Its product is annotated as claudin-20. Lineage: Eukaryota; Metazoa; Chordata; Actinopteri; Cypriniformes; Cobitidae. The record is from RefSeq and is a predicted model, not a curated record. Gene Ontology annotation, molecular function: structural molecule activity. Gene Ontology annotation, cellular component: bicellular tight junction; membrane.